AAGGAAACAAGAAACAAGUUUGUUGCUUCCGUUGCUGCUAUAAACAAAAAUAUAAAUUUUAAUUAAAAGUUUUAGAAGGAGAAUAUUCAAUACUUAUCUGAUGCCUUGGUGAUCAAGACAAUUACAAUGCCAGCUGCAGCUAUUAAGUCUGAAAACUCCAUUGUGCAUGAGAAAUGGGAUAACGAAGAUUUAGCCAAAGUGCGAAUCAAAGUUCUUAAAGACCACACUGAUAGUGUCACCAGCUGUCAAUAUAUUCAAGAGUCUCAGAAAGCUGCCAGUGCAUCAACUGACUGCAGUGUCAAGCUUUGGAAUCUGAAGACUGGUGAAUGCAUCAAAACAUAUGAAGACUUACACACCGUUAAUAUAUCUCAAACUCAUUUUAUGUUAGAUGGAUCAAAAUUUUUAACUUGUGGUUGGGACAAAGCUUUAAAGUUUUCUGAUGCUGAAACUGGGAAAUGUUUACUGCAAAAAUGUCAUGAAGAUUUCCUGACCUGUUGUCAACUAUCCCAUGAUGGGAAAUUAAUGGCAGUUGGAUCAGAUAUGUCAUGUAGCUUAAAAAUUUAUGAUGUGGAUAGUGGUGCACUCAUUCAUAAUUUAGAAAAUUUCCACAAGAGCAGUAUAACAAGUGUCAAGUUUGCCCCUGAUGAUGAUAAAAUAAUAACAACAUCCUCCGACAGAACUGCAAAGUUUUAUGAUUUAUUGACAGGAACAACAACAUUAAACCUUGAAGGCCAUACAAAUAUAGUCUCAAGCUGUGACAUCAGUCAUGAUGAGAGAAACUUUGCUACUGCAUCAUGGGAUAAAACUAUUUUACUUUGGGAUGUAGCCACUGGCAUGUAUAGAUCAAAAGGACCAACAAUGUUGAAAGGUGGCCAUGAUGGUUCAGUGAGUUGCUGUCAGUUUAGUUCUGAUGGACUUCUGCUGGUAACUGGUUCAUACGACAUGAACAUUGUUGUCUGGGAUCUAGAAAAUAGUGUGCAAAAACUCAAACUCCAGGGACAUUCUGACUGGGUAAAUGAUGUCUGCUUCAGUGAGGACCAGAAAUGGUUGUUGUCAUGUUCCAGGGACACAACACUAAGACUAUGGAACAUAGAAGAAUCAGACCAAAUACCGAUGGUCAUGGAGAACAAGAAGACAGUCAACAUCAAAGUGGCUAAGUGCUCAAAAUGUGGUAAACCAUUUUCCUUGUCUCAACUUGAAAGUUUUCAAGAUGUGACCAGAUGUGUUUUUUGUCGACUUGCCAAACCUGAUAAGUCAUGGCUUGGCUUUAGUGAUUCUAGCAACACGAGUUCUUGAUGACAAUACAAAUGGAAGAAGUGAACUAUUGAAAUAUGGGUUACUGCUCUUAUCUCACAGGAUUUUGAAGUAUAAAACCUUAAAAUUUACAA
Molecule: messenger RNA, 1388 nt
Organism: Physella acuta
Lineage: Eukaryota; Metazoa; Mollusca; Gastropoda; Physidae
Product: WD repeat-containing protein 88
Molecular function (GO): protein binding
Source: RefSeq, a predicted model, not a curated record